GUCCAAUUUAUUUUCACUUGUGCUUCUAGCUGUUGCAUUCAGCAAUAUUUAUUAAAUAACACCGAUCGUAGCGGCGCGAGUGUGUGCGUAUGAUCGCUGAUUAGAUAGAAGCAUAGAAGGAAUCCCCGGGAAAGAUGCUAGUCAUUAACACUUGCAAAAUCGCCUCCAGGCUGGCAGUUCGCAGCCUCCAACUACGAUCGCUGAACGCCUCGCGCACUUUCUCGACGGGAUUGGCCCUGAAACAGAAAGAUGUAGUCAACGUAACGUUUGUGCGGGCCAACGGAGAUAAGAUCAAGGCGUCGGGCAAGGUGGGAGACUCGCUGCUGGACGUGGUGGUCAACAACAGUGUGGAUCUGGACGGCUUUGGAGCCUGCGAAGGCACCCUCACGUGCUCCACCUGCCAUCUUAUCUUUAAGACCAAUGACUACGAGAAACUACCCGACAAACCCGGCGAUGAGGAGCUGGACAUGCUGGACUUGGCUUACGAGCUUACGGAUACCUCCCGCCUCGGCUGCCAGAUAACGCUAUCUAAGGACAUGGAUGGGCUGGAGGUUCAUGUGCCGUCCACCAUCAACGACGCCCGCGCCGCGUAGACUACCUAGAAAACCCAUUUGUUAUUCCUUGUUGCAAUUUUGAGUUCUAAUUCGCUUUAGUUCAGCUAGAUGUAGUCAAUAUAUUUGAAGGAAUCCGAUGUAUUGUCCCAGGGACAGAAAGCUCAGACGGCUAUUAUAGAUGCGUAUGUAAAUUCAAUUUUGGUUGUAUUUUACCGCGCUGUUGUUUUUAAAGUGUUUAAGCUCAAAGGGAUCUAGAUAAAUAUGUAAAUAUGUGUUCGCUAAUAAAUCUACAUGUAUUUUCU
Drosophila bipectinata is the source of this 856-nucleotide messenger RNA. RefSeq names its product Ferredoxin 2 (gene Fdx2). Lineage: Eukaryota; Metazoa; Arthropoda; Insecta; Diptera; Drosophilidae. The record is from RefSeq and is a predicted model, not a curated record. Gene Ontology annotation, biological process: P450-containing electron transport chain. Gene Ontology annotation, molecular function: 2 iron, 2 sulfur cluster binding.